UUGUUGUGGGCGACUUUGCUGGGGGGCGAGAUGACUGGUUUCCCCACAGACAUGGUGGAUUCAGAUCAGAAGCAUGUUGCAAUGAAUGGCCAACAUGCCUCCUCAAAUCAAACCAUAGAGUAAGAUCAAACCAAUGUGUUUUUUAAGUGAUGAUACAAAGCGCAUGAUGGACACCGUGAAGUUUUCGGAGCAGCAACAAGAUGACGACCACAAAGACAGUUCUGGUGGACGAUUACCGCUGUUCAAAGGCUCAGUGUUUAUGGUUGGCAUUGCUGGUAUUGCAAUGUUGUCUGGAUUUGGGAUGACCAUCGCUGGAUCUAAGAGGAAACAUCCUGCAUCAUUCACAAAGGGUAUAUUUCCUGACCCAUCUGCCAGUCUUCAUGAGAGUGGGGCUUCUCUUGGUUUACGUGCUCUACUCUGGGGCUCGUUCUUCGCUGUGACUGGCUUUGGAACUAUGACCUUCUUAGUCUGCAAAGCUAUGGGUGUCAGAAGUGUUGCUGACUUCCAGACAAAGUUCCAGUCAAUUGCUCCGAGGAUCCGAAGAAACGAAGCCAGCGAGCCGGAAGAAGUGACUCUGAAUAAACUCCGAGAGGAAAUCUUCAAAGACGAAAUCAAAGAAAGCUGAUAUUGGAAUAGUGACAAUGAAAAACACAGAACACUAAAAGAGACCAUGUUUCAGCAUUCUUGUUAUGUCAUGUAGAAUGAACAUUAUUCAUGAUUUUGUGGCUCAAUCCAUUGCUCAAGUAAUAUCAUCUUGUAAAGAUGGCUGGAUGUGGUGUGAGCGGAAUUUGUCAGAAGUUAAGGUUAAGAGCUGUUGUGCCCCGAGAUGCACAGUCACACCAGCAUGAAAACAAGUGUGGAGUUAACCAAUACCCAGACUAGAUCUCGGUUUGCAAACAAAUAGUUAAUGGCCUGACCCUAGCAGACUCGAAGGCUAAUUAAUGACAACACAACAAACAAGGUCUCAGUUUGCAAAAAAUAUUACAAGGCCUGAUGUUUCGACCCCAGCAGAGUCUUCCUUGCAGGCUAAAUGCCAACACAACAAACAAGAUCUAAGUUUAAACACCACAAUACUAUUUGGUUAUAACAAAACAUGAUAAUUGUACAAACAUUGAAUGCUUUAGGUGCUAUAAUUGUUUUCACCGUAAUUUCUCUUAGCUUUUCUGGUGGCAGUAAACAACUGUCGAUAUUAAACUGAAUAAUAAGUCACAAUUAAAUUUGAAAGCCUAAAUGUUUGUGACUGUUUUUCUUGACUUCACAUUAUUGUUAUUUGUACUGCUCAAUUUGUCUUCUUUCUUAGUGUCAAGUUUUUUUACACUAUUUUUGUGACAUAAUAAAAACAUUAGGCCAUUUUGUGAGUUAGAUUUGAUUGAUGUUUGCUACCGUAAAAUUUCAGUUUGUUUGUCACUAGUGAUUGGUUGAUAUUAAUUUCUUAGACUAUUUCUAGUUUGAGGAAUUGAAAUUGAGCAUACACCUGUGAUUCAAGGAGACGUGCAACAAGGCAUGUAUCAUAACUCACAGAAGUGGAUGUGUUAUUAUUUAUGGAUGGAUGUUAUCUUUUUUUUUUUACUUGUUUACUAUCCUUUUUGAGUGGGUUUUUCCCAGAAAAAGUGUUAAGAGAAAUGGAUAAUAAAUCAUUUCUGUACUAUCAAUUUCAUUUGCAUGUAAUUUUUGUCUUGAUAAUUGCAUGCAAACUUUAAAACUAGGCCUCCAAACUUGUUCCAUUUUUACUACCGUUAACCUGGAAGUGCGCCCUCAUGUUAGAAAACGAAACCGUGUAUUUAUUUAUUAGUCAGAACAUCUGACGUCACUUCACGGGGACCAGACUAUUUAUUUAAUUAGCUCAGAAAAAAAAUGUGUCGGUGCUAGCAUGCAACAAAACUUGCUUGUCCUAUUG
Molecule: messenger RNA, 1897 nt
Organism: Asterias rubens (European starfish)
Lineage: Eukaryota; Metazoa; Echinodermata; Asteroidea; Forcipulatida; Asteriidae
Product: transmembrane protein 242-like
Exons: 4
Coding region: 134-625 (163 amino acids)
Source: RefSeq, a predicted model, not a curated record